AUGGUCGUCACAUACCUGCAACUGAAGGCUGAGAAACCUGCUUUGGAUCUUCCACACGCCGAGAAAACUACUGGACGAGUUAUCCCCAUUAAACACCCUGAAGGUAGCAAAGCAGACUUUGGUGCGGAAAUAUACGGGAUCGAUUUGAACAACUUCACGGAUGCCGACUUCGAGUUCAUCUCAGAUACGUUACACAAAUGGAAGCUACUGGUAUUCAAAGAGCAGCCGGAGAUGCUGAAGCCUCAGCAGCAGUACUUGCUGACUGCCAACUUCGACCCCGAGGAAACAACUGGAGGCUUUGCUCACGGCCAUGAUCCUUUCCUGACACACCAUGACGGUGUAGACUUCUACGGGAUUCCGAAGCGCCCCGCGAUCCCAGUACAACCACAAGUCCAUAUCCUCGGCCGUGGCCCUAUUCCAGAAGGCCACUUUGGAUUUCCACCAGGUUUUGAAGUGCAAGGCGUCGAUCAUGAAGAGUUCCAUCUUCCACCACAUAUUCCAGCUGCUGAGCGUGAGACGGGCGCGUCCCGUUUCUACCAAUGGCAUUUCGAUGGUUCCCUGUACGAUAUCCCUCCUCCACGUGUAGGCUGUCUCUUGGCAGUUAGAACACCCAAGGGUACAGAUGUAACAGUGCGGUGGGAAGAUGAAGCUGGCACGCAAAUGAAGAUGGCGCCAGGUUCUACGGCGAUGAUUGCUGGCAGCCGUGCGCUAGAACUUCUGGCCGAAGAAACAAAGAAUAUUGUCAUGAACAGCAGGAUUGAGUAUGCGCCUCAUGCUUUCGUAUGGAUAUCAAAGACCCACAGUACGAGACUGGGGCAUUCUAUCGAAACCGAAGGCCUAGAGAAGCCACUCGAUGAGCUGCCCAAAUGGGACAAGAGCAAAGUAUGCAUCUACCCCAUGGUAUGGACAAACCCAAAGACUGGCGAGAAGUCACUUCAGGUCCACGGUCAGGGUGCUUUCAAACUUUACCUUAAGAGUAGUCCGGAAGGUGCGGAAAUAGUUAUUGAAGAUCUCAGAGAAGUCAGGGCGUUCAUGGACAAAUUGAUGAGACCGGCGAUACAGCCCGAGAAUAUCUAUGCCCAUCCACACACGGAGCAAGAUGUCAUCUUAUGGUACAACCGUGCGUUGUGGCACAGCAUUGUUAAAGAGUUACUUUAUUAG
Molecule: messenger RNA, 1161 nt
Organism: Pyrenophora tritici-repentis Pt-1C-BFP
Lineage: Eukaryota; Fungi; Ascomycota; Dothideomycetes; Pleosporales; Pleosporaceae
Source: RefSeq, a predicted model, not a curated record